GAAUUCAGUUAAAUGGAAGAUGAAGAACCCCACCUCCAUUACCGCCUUCGCCCCCUCGUCAAAGCUCCGCGUCCAAAUCUAUCAUUAUCACUCCUCCACUUCUUUCAUUUGCUUCAGUUAGCUUCCCGUUCGAAGAAGAAACGACGAAAGUUUCUGAGGGAGAAAAGUGAUGAAUUAGGGCGUGAGUGAGAGUAAUCCAGAAUUGAAGAAGCAGUUUGUACGUGUGUGUGUGAGAGAGAGAGUUUGUGUAUGCGUGUGUUCGCACGAUGAUGGAUCCCAAGGCUCUGCGAUUCAUUAGGUACCAGUCCAUUUUCUCAGUCGUUCGAUCUGGGGACUUGGAUGAGCUGAAGCAACUCCUGGAGCAGCUUAAUAGAGAAGAUGCUUCGUCGUUUUCUAAUGUGAUGUCCCUUCAGAACGAUGCCGGGGAGACGGCGCUGUACAUCGCCGCCGACCAUAAUCUGACUGAAAUUUUCAGCUUCUUGCUCAAGUACUGUGACUUGGAGAUUGUGAAGAUCAGGUCCAAAUCCGACAUGAAUGCCUUCCAUGUUGCCGCCAAGCGUGGUCAUCUAGAUAUCGUGAAAGAGUUUUUGAACAAGGUGCCCGAGGUUUGUAAGUUGUGUGACUCCUCAAAUACUAGUCCCCUAUAUUCAGCUGCUGUUCAAGACCAUUUGGAUGUGGUGAAUGCUAUCUUGGAUGCUGAUGUCGAUUCGAUGUGGAUAGUUAGGAAAAAUGGAAAAACCGCAUUGCACAAUGCUGCUAGGUAUGGGGUUUUUCGUAUUGUGCAAGCACUUAUUGACCAAGAUCGAGGAAUAGUCUGUGUCAAAGAUAAAAAGGGUCAAACUGCUCUGCAUAUGGCUGUAAAAGGACAGAGUCUUGCAGUGGUAAAGGAGAUAUUACAAGCUGAUUCCACUAUAUUGAAUGAACGAGAUAAGAAGGGAAAUACUGCUUUACACAUGGCUACAAGAAAGGGUCGCUCACAGAUUGUGAGUCUUCUGCUAAGUUGCACAGUUAUGGAUGUCAAUGCCAUCAAUAACCAGCACGAAACAGCGUUGGAUUUGGCAGAUAAAUUGCAGUAUGGGGAUUCAGCUUUGGAAAUCAAGGAGGCCCUUGCAGACUAUGGUGCCAAGUACGCCAGGCAUGUUGGCAAAGUUGAUGAAGCUAUGGAACUGAAAAGAACUGUGAGUGAUAUAAGGCACGAAGUGCAGUCACAACUUGAGGCAAACUUAAAAACUCGCAGGCGAGUUUCUGGUAUUGCUAAAGAAUUGAAAAAGCUUCACAGAGAAGCGGUUCAAAAUACAAUUAACUCUGUCACACUUGUUGCUGUCCUUUUUGCCUCAGUAGCAUUCUUGGCUAUAUUCAAUUUGCCUGGCCAAUAUAUCAUGGAAGGACCUGAGACUGGGAAGGCUAAUAUAGCUGAUAAUGUUGCUUUCCAAGCUUUCUGUCUUUUAAACUCUACAUCUCUUUUCAUCUCUUUAGCAGUGGUGGUUGUUCAAAUCACUUUGGUGGCCUGGGACACAAAUGCUCAAAAGCAGGUUGUGUCAGUGGUUAACAAGCUAAUGUGGGCUGCCGGUGCUUGCACUUGUGGGGCUUUUCUAGCUUUGGCAUUUGUUGUUGUUGGAAGAAAGCAAACAUGGAUGGCUAUUACCAUAACCGUUUUGGGUGUGCCCACUAUCGUUGGAACUCUGGCCUGCCUAUGCUACUUUGUUUUCCAACAACAUUUUGGCAUUUUCCGCAGCGAUUCCCAGAGACGCAUCAAAAGAGCAAGUGGAAGCAAAUCUUUCUCUUGGUCCUACUCUGCAAAUAUAUCUGAAUUGGAUAAUUAUGACUCUGACCUUGAGAAAAUCUAUGCCCUCUAAAGUGGGUGAUUUUCUGAAGAGCACUGGCACUCUUUUGCAGUGGGACUUUUAUCCUAAUUGCCAAGAUGUUGAUUGUAAAGUGAAAUGGGUCGAUCAUCAGGACCGUGCCAUUGAAUUUGCAGUACAAUUUUUUAGGUUGUACGAGGCAAUUUGGGUGUAUUUGCUAUGAGUAUAAAUUUAUAGCUAAAUCUUCUGUGUAGAUUUGAUGUAUAUGAAAAUAAUAAAGGCAGUCCAUGGUGUUCCUAAGCUCA
Messenger RNA from Neltuma alba, 2107 nucleotides. Its product is annotated as ankyrin repeat-containing protein At2g01680. NCBI's taxonomy places the organism in Eukaryota, Viridiplantae, Streptophyta, Magnoliopsida, Fabales, Fabaceae. Gene Ontology annotation, cellular component: plasma membrane. The transcript has 3 exons. The record is from RefSeq and is a predicted model, not a curated record. The coding region runs from base 267 to 1856 and encodes 529 amino acids. Gene Ontology annotation, molecular function: protein binding.